AUGCAACAAACACCGAAGCAACUGUGGGCUCACAAGAAUUCGAUUACGGAAUAUCAAGUAUGGGUAAGUUACAGAGCGGCAACGAAGCAACUCAAUCUCUUCUUCGACGGCCGUGAAAUGGAUGCAAGCUGUCGCAAGCUUCAAAGCUGUCAGCACCGAAAGGAGACACUCACGCACCUACUUUGGGAGUGUCCGGGCGCCCAAGCAUGCUGGAAAUAUCUUAUCAGCUGCUGGGGUAGACGAAGGUGUGAUGGCCAGCAGCUUCUUCGGUAUACGGCGAAUUGCGCGUCUCGAGUACCACCA
Phytophthora sojae is the source of this 303-nucleotide messenger RNA. RefSeq lists its product as hypothetical. The annotation marks the transcript as partial. The record is from RefSeq and is a predicted model, not a curated record. NCBI's taxonomy places the organism in Eukaryota, Oomycota, Peronosporomycetes, Peronosporales, Peronosporaceae. The transcript has a single exon.